CCAAGCAACGUGAUUUAACUGUGGGAGAGGAUUGUCAAUGUUCAAUCAGAGAGGUUACGCUAUCUGCCUCCAAGUACAGCUCACAUCGCUAAAUAUCUCGCGUUAAUUAGAUGCUUGCAAAACAGCAACAAAAACAGUGGUGGUGGUGGUGUCUGCUUACGUGAAAUUAAUCUGUAAUCCCCUCCUUGACCUUUCCAUGCCUGCCUAUGUAAGAGUCUCAGCCCAGUGACGUUACGCACUCACCCUUAACUUUAUAACAUUAGCUGGCUAGGUGGCUAACACACAACACACGCAAAGGUGCACAUCAGUUUCUCAGGGGCAGAUUCAGAGAGGAACUGACUUUGGAGGGAUGGAUAGUGAGUGCAGUGUAAUGUAUGGGCUGAUACCAACACAUGGCAUGACCGCUGAUGACAUACAGUAAACGAGGAGGAGGCAUUACGGAGAGAUGUCAGCAUGGAGCAUUUGGAAAGACCUGGCAAAUCUCAGCUGAAAUCUGGCGACUCUCAACUACAAUUACCAAGAUGCUGUUUCCCCGACAACAAACACAGCACAUUUGACAGGCACCAACUAGAGUGAAGAACACCUCUGAUGGACAGCAAUGUAUGCAAAGUUAGUCUCCAGCCUUUGAAUUUGAGAAAUGAUGACUGACUAGUGUCUGUCUACAGCCUGCCACACAGUGUGGGUUCACACUGACAUGUGUAUGGGGUGAAUCCCCACUACACAAGCUAGUGUUACCAUCAAGUACCUGCACUGCAAAGAGUACAGAAGCAGCCAGAGGAGGAGAGACUGUGUUAGUUGUUUGCAGAGCUUAGUGGUUACAGGACCCACCUCUGAACAUGCUGCAGACUGGCAACUACUCCCUAGUGCUGCUGAUCCAGCUGACACUGUUGGCUUAUGACCUCUUUGUCAACGCUUUCAGUGAACUCCUGAGGGGAGCGCCUGUCAUCCAGCUUGUGCUUUUCAUCAUCCAGGACAUUGCCAUCUUGUUCAAUGUGAUCAUCAUCCUGCUGAUGAUGUUCAACACCUACGUGUUCCAGGUCGGCCUGGUGUCCCUCCUGCUGGAGCGAUUCAGGGCUCUGUUGAUGUUCUCCGCACUCUACUUGACCCUCAGCAUCUGCUUCCACUGCUGGGUCAUGAACCUAAGAUGGAUGGAGUCGAACCGUUUUGUAUGGACAGAUGGCCUUCAAGCCCUCUUCGUUUUCCAGAGAACAGCGGCUGUUUUGUACUAUUACUUCUACAAACGGACAGCAGAGUAUCUGGGAGACCCCAGGCUCUAUGAGGACUCUCUCUGGCUGCGGGACGCCUUUGCCAGAGCUCGUCAGUGAAGAUGGGAAGGAGGAUCAUCAUCUCUUCUUCCAAAUUUGGACUCUGGAAAAAUUAUGCCUUUACUUCCAUUUCCCCAGUCAAGUUGGACAGUGAGUCAAAGUGUCACACUGGUGAGCAUGUGGAACAGCGUGAACUGGUGCUGAUGCUCCCUGCUACAGGGAAGAAAGGCUGAGGAGAGGCUUUGACCACAGUUUGUGUCUACUGGCUCUGCCUGGGCUGGAGGCAGUCAGUUACAUGAUUUACAGUGGCAAGAGCCAGCUAAGGCAUGUAUAGUGUUAUAUUAAUCAGGACUGAGUCUGUUAAUCUAUGUGGCCUUCGUAAAUCCAUUUAAGGGGAAGUUUGAAUUGAACAUGCUGACAGUGGGUCGAAAGUUCAAGGAAGACCUGUUGUUUAAGAGGCAGGCGUUGCCAUACUUCCCCACAUGUACUUGCCAUGGAAUGGUAUAUGUCUAUUUUAUUGUAAUACACAGAAUAAAAUUGAGUUUUCAUUUUUUCCUAAAUGUUAGUGUUUGUUUGUUUUUUUUUUUUUUAUCUUUUUGUUGAACCUCUUACAAGGAUGAAAUGUUUUACUUUGCCUUAUGCAAGGCUGGGAUGCACUGUUUACAUGGUUAAUGUUAUUUUAAUGGCCAGUUCCAAUUUAAUGUGCAUCUAAUUCUUUAUCGUUCUGCUGGGAUCUUUGAAUUGUGUUCCCACUGCUUUUUAUUAAAUGAAUAAUCCUCCAGUAA
This is a messenger RNA of Myripristis murdjan (pinecone soldierfish), 2050 nucleotides long. RefSeq names its product transmembrane protein 138 (gene tmem138). NCBI's taxonomy places the organism in Eukaryota, Metazoa, Chordata, Actinopteri, Holocentriformes, Holocentridae. Gene Ontology annotation, cellular component: cilium. The transcript is spliced from 5 exons. The coding region runs from base 837 to 1325 and encodes 162 amino acids. The record is from RefSeq and is a predicted model, not a curated record.